Zophobas morio is the source of this 4150-nucleotide messenger RNA. RefSeq lists its product as uncharacterized. NCBI's taxonomy places the organism in Eukaryota, Metazoa, Arthropoda, Insecta, Coleoptera, Tenebrionidae. The transcript is spliced from 7 exons. The record is from RefSeq and is a predicted model, not a curated record. The coding region runs from base 1 to 4110 and encodes 1369 amino acids.
AUGGAUCCUGCCCCAUCCUCUUCCCGCACAUCCAACCUUGAAUCCAAUGCCCCCUACCCUGUAGAAAAUUGUGAAAUCGUUUGUGAACUUCCACCAGCAGCAGAAUCUUCUGAUGAAAUUGCAGAUUUACAAGAAAACUAUAACACCUUAACUUUGGAACUGCAAAAUGAAAAGAGAUCGCAUGCCCGCUGUGCUGUAAAACUUAAAAAAUUUGAAAACAAGUUGAAAAAACAUUCACAAAGCAUUGAAGCACUCGAAAAAAUUUACACUGAUGCUGAGAAUUCAGAUGAAAAAGCCAUAUUUUUACUAGAUCUUCUUCAUAACUAUAACAAGAAAUCUCCUAGAUGGUCCGAAUUGUCUGUUCGUCUCUGUACGGUGUGGAGAUAUUGUUCACCCAAGUGUUAUGAAUUUUGCCAUAAAAAUUUAGUUAAAUUACCAUCCAGAUCGACGAUAGUUAGACACCUUGGUAAUUUUAAUGGACAAAAUAAUUUAAUCAAGGAACGUUUGUGCGCAGAAGUAGUGAAUUUGAAGCACCCCGUUCAAAGAUUAUGUUCGUUAAUUAUUGACGACAUGUCAAUAAAAGAAAAAAUGUAUUACAGUAGAACAGAAGAUUAUAUUUAUGGUCUUGAAACCAUUAACUCCAAUUCUAUCACAGAACAUCCCAAAGUUGCAAAUAAAAUGGCGUGUUUUGUAGCAAAUGGUCUGUCAGCAUCCUUUACUAUUGUAGCUGGGUACUUUUUCCAUUCUUCAAUGCCGGCCUCUGAUUUUCAUUCUUUAACUUUGCAAGUUAUUAAACUUCUCACAGAUUGUGGUUUUAUGGUAUUACGCAUUGUAACAGAUAACCAUCCGUCCAAUGUGGCUUUGUUCAAGAACUUGUGUGGAGGAACUCUGGAAAAUUAUUUUAAUCACCCAUAUCUUCCUAUGCCCAUAUUUUUAUCGUUUGACUAUUGCCAUGCCAUUAAAAAUGCCAGGAACCUUUUUUUAAGUCAUAAUAUGAAUUCGACAACCGGUGUUAUCUCCUCGUCCUAUUUAAAUACCUUAUACGGUUUACAAAGAGGAUGGCCUUUGAAACCCGUCAGAUAUCUUACAAAAAAGCAUUUAUAUCCUUCAAAUCUUGAAAAAAUGAAUGUUUUGCGGGCUGUGCAGAUAUUUUCCCCAACGGUUACCUCAGCACUAAAAUUAUUAAAAGAAGAGAAAUAUAAAGACUUUGUUGAUAGUGAUGCAACUAUUUUGUAUAUGGAAAAUAUGUUCCAUUUUUUUCAAGUCCAUAACAUCUCAAAUCAACGCCUCCAUUGGUUGAAUACUACUUUCCAAAAUUACAUAGAUGAUAUCCAGUCCACUUCAGCCAGCACAGGAUAUAAAUGUUUAAGCAGCGAAACAGCACAUGCUCUAAAAUUUAUUGCAAAGAAUGCUGUGGAAGCGACAUUUUCGCAUAUUCGUUUAAAAGGAGGCUCAAAUGAUGCUACUGACGCUCGUGCAGCUGAAUAUGCCUUACGUCAAAUUUUAAGAACUGGAAUUCUAAAAUCUUCGUCAUCUGCCAACACUUGGAUCAGUAUCCGCUUCCGUGAAUUGAAGAAUUGUUCACCAAGCUUCAGGGGGGGGGGGGGGCAAAAAUUUACAAAAUUAGAUUUAUCGCAAGCGUAUCAGCAAUUACAAGUAGAGGAGGCUUCAAGGCAGUUGCCGACGAUUUCCACACACAGGGGACCUUUCAGGAGACCAAUUAUUAUGACUACAAGAGGGAAAAAAAUUGUCAAUGCUGCUCUGUUACAAAUGGAAUUAGCAAAUAGAAAAAAAGAUAAAGGUGAAGAAAACAUCAACAGUGAACACACAAUCGAUGAAAUACGUUUAGAACCCGCUUUCGACGACAUGAUUGACGAUAUUGCCAAGGUUCAAAACGAGAUUGGAGAAGCUGCAAAAGAUGAAGCUGAAAAGCGAAAUAAAACUGAAAUUGAAAAAACAAAAGGUUUACAGACUGCAAGUGAGAAUGUUAGGAAGUUUAGUCGGAAUAAAGAAAAUUGGAGUCCAAUCGAUCCUCAGAGUCCUCAAUGUUCAUUUUGGAAAAGUUCCGGUAUUAAACAUGGAACAAAAUUAAAGUUAAAAAAAAUUACGAAAACCGGGAAACAGCAGGCAUUUGAAUCCGAUGACUUUUUCUCGGCAGAAAAUGGUGAUGAUUCAGACGCAGACCCGGAUUUUAAUGGUACAUCAAAUAAUUCUUCAACAAGCGACAGCAGCUUCUAUGAAGAGAAGAAACUGACGGAAAUAGGACAUGAACGUGGAAAACGCAGUACGGCUGAAGAUGUAGUUGUUGAGGAAGAAGUUAGAGUAGUACUCAAUGAACUAGCAGAAAAUCAAGAUCUGCCAAAAAAAACGAAAAAGAGAAAAGCAAAUCUAACAGAGUGGAAAAAAGAAAAAGCAAAAAUUCUUAGAAACAGCGGAAAAGGUUACCUUUCAUCUGCAAAAGUUCCAAAAGAAGUAAGAGGGAGGGCCAUUCAGCAACCUUGUGGCGACAAAUGCAAAGUAAAAUGUGCAAAUAAGAUCAGUCAGGAUAUGCGACAAAGAAUAUUUGAUCAGUACUGGAAUCUAGCAAAUCUUCAACUGCAGCGAGAAUACAUCUCCAAAAGUAUGAAUGUUGUUCGGCCCGCGUAUAGGUACCCGAGAGAAGGAAGUCAUCGAGGUUUGAAUCAUGCUUUCUAUUUCACAAUUUCUGGAAAACUCAUACGUGUCUGCAAAAUGUUUUUCAAGGCUACACUAGAUAUAACCGACCGGACAAUCAGAACGGUAAUUAAAAAAAAUACGGAUGGUUUUGUAGCUGCUGACCAAAGAGGGAAACAUGGAAAACAUAGAGUAUUAAAUCCUGACUUGGGAGCGAGCAUUCGUGAACACAUCAAUAGUAUACCCAAAAUAGAAAGCCACUAUUUACGAGCCCAAACCACAAGAGAGUACAUCGAAGGCGGAAAAACAAUUGCAGGAUUACAUCGUGACUACAUGGAGCAAUGCAUUCAAAACAACGUUUCUUAUGGAAAUUUGACACAAUACUCUAGGAUUUUCAAUAAUGAAUUUAAUUUAAGUUUCUUCACUCCCAAGAAGGAUCAAUGCGAGCUCUGCGUAGCUUAUAACAAUGCCCAAGAUGCAGAAAAAUGUGAACUCAAAGAAAAGUAUGAGACACAUCUCAGAGAAAAAGAACUGUCUAGAGAACAGAAGAGAAAAUACAAAGAAUUAACAGCAGUAAAUAAACGUAUUAUACUGGCAACCUAUGAUCUCCAAGCAGUUCUACCCGCUCCACGUGGAGAAGUUUCUGUUUUCUAUUACAAGUCCAAAAUUAACAGCUAUAAUUUCACAAUUAGUGACAUGCAGUUCAAGAAUGUCGCAUGUUACUUUUGGCACGAAGGAGAGGCGAACCGGGGUGCAAACGAGAUCGGGACAUGUGUGAUGAAUUAUAUAAAACAGACAGCUGAAUUACAUAAUGAUGAAAAUGUCGAAAUGAUCUUUUUUUCCGAUAAUUGUUGUGGACAACAAAAAAAUAAAUUUAUUAUAAGUAUGUAUUUGUAUGCAGUUCAAAAAUUUACUGUUAAAUCGAUAACCCACAACUUCCUAAUAAAAGGACAUACUCAAAAUGAGGGCGACAAUGUUCAUGCUGUCAUUGAAAAAUCUGUAAAACAAGCUUUGAAGUCAGGACCAAUAUACCAUCCAAUGGAAUAUGCCAGAAUAAUCCGCUCAGCUAAAAAAACAGGUGUACCUUACAAGGUAAUGGAAAUGUCACAUUCAGAUUUUACAAACCUGAAAGAUCUUGCGCAGCAGAUUGGGCCUAAUUUUAGCAAAACUACUGAAAACGAAUCUAUUAAAAUGGGUGACAUUAAGAUCAUCAAAGUUUUGAAGGACGAGCCUGGUGUGAUUUAUAUAAAAACAUCGUAUGAGCAGGAGUUUUUUAAGAAAAUAAAUGUUUUUGGUAAACGAAAGCAUCCAGUGAAUUUCACAACGCUGAAUUGCAAACCAGCAUAUUCAAGAAAAAUUAAUAUUCCCGACAGAAAAAAAACCGACAUACAGGAUCUCAUAAAUGGGAACCACAUUCCUAAAUUUUAUGAAGCAUUGUAUAACACAAUUUUAAAUUAAUGGUUAAAUUAGUAAUUUUAAUAUAAGGAUAAGGUGUUAU